Messenger RNA from Henningerozyma blattae CBS 6284, 831 nucleotides. RefSeq lists its product as uncharacterized. Lineage: Eukaryota; Fungi; Ascomycota; Saccharomycetes; Saccharomycetales; Saccharomycetaceae. Bases 1 to 831 code for a protein of 276 amino acids. Gene Ontology annotation, molecular function: hydroxyacylglutathione hydrolase activity. The record is from RefSeq and is a predicted model, not a curated record. The transcript has a single exon.
AUGUUUAUUAAGGUACUGAAGAUGAGAUGGGAUGAUGGGUUCAACAUUUACAGUUACCUAUUAUCCACAGAUGAUAAAACCAAAUCUUGGUUGAUUGAUCCAGGUGAACCAUUAGAAGUCAUUCCGCAAUUGAGUCACUCAGAAAUAUGUUCUAUUGAAGCAGUUGUGAAUACACAUCAUCAUUAUAGUCAUUCUGGUGGCAAUAUUGCCAUUGUCACAACAGUAAGGCAACAUUCGCAUAAGACAAUCCCUGUAAUUGCAGGUUCAGAUACAGUUUUUGGCAUUACUGAUCAUCCGUAUAAUUUACAGAAAUAUAAAAUGGGUUCUUUGGAUAUCACAUUCUUAAGAACCCCAUGCCAUACCCAAGAUUCUCUCUGUUUGUAUGUAAAGGAUGAAUUUACAAAGGAGAAAUGUAUUUUUACUGGAGAUACACUUUUUAUUGGCGGAUGUGGAAAUUUUAUAGAAGGAACUAGUGAUGAAAUGUAUAACUCUUUAAAUCUACGGAUUUUGACCAUUAUAGGUAAAGAUAAUUGGGCAACUACGAAGAUAUAUCCUGGCCAUGAAAAAGCCCGUGAAAAUGUUCAAUUUAUUAGAAAAUAUUUUUAUAAAAAUGUUGGUGAUAAUAAAGAAUUUGAUGAAUUAGAAGAAUUUGUAAAAACCAAUGAAGUAACAACUGGACAAUUUACAUUAUUAAAUGAAUUAACUUACAAUCCAUAUUUAAGAUUAGAUGAUCCCUAUAUAUUGCAACAUUUUAAUGAAAUGAAAGAUUUAUUGACUCAUACCACUAUCAUAGGCAAGAUUAAGCAGUUACAAUGUGAUACAGAUAUGUAA